AUGUAUGCGACAGCCCAUACAAUUAAACAACAACAACAACAACAACAACAACAUCCACCACCACCUUUAAACGGUGGACUACAUGCAAGUGGGGCUCCUCCAAAUUCCCAUGAAGCAGCAGCUAUUGCUCAGCAACAACAACAACAGCAGCAACACCACAAUGGUCCUGGUAUGAUUGUUGCCGCAGCUGCAGCUUCUGCUAACCAACAAGCUGUCCAAGCCAGAGCCCAACAACAACAACAGCAGCAACAACAGCGAUUACCUAGUUCAGCUGCUCUUAAUGAAACUACAGUAUCAACUUGGUUAGCCAUUGGUUCAUUAGCCGAGAGUUUAGGUGACAUUGAACGUGCGACAGCUUCUUACAAUUCCGCUUUGAGACAUUCACCAAAUAACCCAGAUAUUUUAGUCAAAAUAGCAAAUACAUACCGUUCAAAAGAUCAGUUUCUUAAGGCUGCUGAAUUGUAUGAACAAGCUCUUAAUUUCCAUGUUGAGAAUGGUGAAACUUGGGGAUUAUUGGGUCAUUGUUACUUGAUGUUGGAUAAUUUGCAAAGAGCUUAUGCUGCUUAUCAACGUGCAUUGUUUUACUUGGAAAACCCUAACGUUCCAAAAUUGUGGCACGGAAUUGGUAUUUUAUAUGACAGAUAUGGCUCAUUAGAAUAUGCUGAAGAAGCCUUUGUGAGAGUUUUGGAUUUGGAUCCAAAUUUCGACAAGGCUAAUGAAAUUUAUUUCCGUUUAGGGAUCAUUUAUAAGCAUCAAGGUAAACUACAACCAGCAUUAGAAUGUUUCCAAUACAUUUUGAAUAAUCCACCACACCCAUUAACUCAACCAGAUGUUUGGUUUCAAAUUGGUUCAGUGUAUGAACAACAAAAGGAUUGGAAUGGUGCUAAGGAUGCUUAUGAAAAAGUGUUACAGAUUAAUCCUCAUCACGCUAAAGUUUUGCAACAAUUGGGAUGUCUUUAUUCCCAAGCAGAAUCAAAUCCAUCAACACCAGCUAAUGGUGCUGCACCACCACAUAAGCCAUUCCAACAAGAUUUGACCAUUGCUUUAAAAUAUUUGAAACAAUCUUUGGAAGUUGAUCAAAGUGAUGCUCAUUCAUGGUACUAUUUGGGUAGAGUAGAAAUGAUUAGAGGUGAUUUCACUGCUGCUUAUGAAGCUUUCCAACAAGCUGUCAAUCGAGAUGCAAGAAACCCAACUUUCUGGUGUUCAAUUGGUGUUUUGUACUAUCAAAUAAGCCAAUAUCGUGAUGCAUUGGAUGCUUAUACCAGAGCCAUUAGAUUAAAUCCUUAUAUCAGUGAAGUAUGGUAUGAUUUGGGGACUUUGUAUGAGACUUGUAAUAAUCAAAUUAGUGAUGCAUUGGAUGCAUAUAGACAAGCAGAAAGAUUGGAUCCAAAUAAUCCUCAUAUAAAGGCAAGAUUAGAACAAUUGACAAAGUAUCAACAAGAAGGUAAUACUCACCCACCUCAACCACCGCCAAGUUCUCAACAACCUAGAUUACCUCAAGGAAUGGUUUUGGAAAGUACUCAACAACAACAGCAACAACAACCACCACCACCUCCACAACAACAACAACAACAACUUCAACACCAACUGCAACUGCAACCUCAACCACAGCAACCACCUCAAACCCAAUCACAACCACUGUUACUUCAACACCAAUCUUCAUUGCCUCCUCAACAAAUCCAACCAUUACAUCAACAAGCUGCAAAGCCUUUAGUGAAUCAACAACAAAGUCCACCACCACCUCACUUGAUGAACUUGGGACAACCGGGGCAACAACCACAACAAUUGCCACCACAUCUUCCACCACAUACCCAGCAACCUUCUCAAAUUCAAGAAAAGCCUCCAACUCAAGAACAACCACAUUAUCAACCACCUCCACCUCCACAACAUCAACAGCAAUCGCAAUCGCAACCGCAACCUCCACACCAACCUCAACACACUCAAAAUCAACUGCCUCAAUUAGCUCAAUUGCCACCACACCAUUCUAAUCCUCCAGCUAAGCCACAUGGUGCACCUCAACAAAGAACUGGUUUACCGGAUUUAUUACACAACUCUGCUAAUAUCAUAUCAGCUCCAUCACAAGUACCUCAACCACAACAACAAUAUCAACAACCACAUAUUGCACCUGUUAGACAAGAACAAGUUAACCAUGUUCCUUCAAUUUAUCUGGCUCCUAGACCAACUGAGACAACACUUCCUCAAAUCAACAACCCAAAUGAGUCAACCACAACACAAGUUCCACAACUCAAAAAGGAGGAACCUAAACCAGAGGCUACUGUUUCUGCUCCAGUUCCUGAGGCUAUUAAAGUUCAAGAUCAAGUGACAAUCCAGGAGUCAGCACCAGCAGCAGCAGCAGCAGUGUCAGCACCAGCUUCUGCUCCAGUUGGUGAUAUAAAAACAGAUACUGUAUCUACUACUACACCUGCUACUUCAACCACUGCAGAUGCUGUGCCAGUAUCUGUGUCUCAAGUUGGUGAAGCACCAAAUGUUGUUCAAGAGAAGAAAGUUCCGGACACCGAGCAGAUCGUUUCACAAGUUGAAAAACCCGUGGAGUCACAACCAGAAGUUACACCAGCUCCAACACCAGCUCCAGCUCUUGCAACAGCACCAACUGAACCUGCACCUACUGAUAAGGACGUUGUAAUGGCUCCAAGUAAAAGUGCAACACCUGUUCCUCAAAGUAUUGUGGAACAGAACACCAGAGUAUCUGAAGCUACAAAGGCACCAGAAUCCAAUGGUAAACAUGAUUUAGAAGACAAGAAUGAUGAAGAAAAAAUUUUAAAGAGGCCAACUGUUGAAACGACUACUGAAUCUGUACCAGUUAACCAACCUGUUGAGAAAGAAAAUGAAAAAGUUGAGGUACCACCGCCACUGGAACAACCAAGUUCAGAAAAGAGAGAAAAAGAAGUCAACGGAUCAAUUAAGAAACCAUUGGAAAAUGAAAGUAAGGUUGAUAUUCCUCAAUUCUCAUCAAAUAUCACAGCUCAAAAUGAAGAAGCAAAAUCUGGAGAAGAAACUAAAAAAGAUACAACCAAGACAAGUCCAGCAAAACAAGGGGAAGUUAAGGAAGUAAUACCAUCAUCUACAGAAACUGUAUCAAAACCAGAUGUUGAAAAAGACAAUAAAGAGAAAGACAAAGAUGAAGAUGAAGUGAUGGCUGAUGAAGAUGACGUCAAAAAAGAUGAAAAUCCAGAACCUCCAAUGAGAAAGAUUGAAGAAGAUGAAAAUUAUGAUGAUGAAUAG
Messenger RNA from Candida albicans SC5314, 3243 nucleotides. It is a transcript of the gene SSN6, whose product is annotated as transcription regulator. Bases 1 to 3243 code for a protein of 1080 amino acids. Gene Ontology annotation, biological process: regulation of gene expression. The record is from RefSeq and is a predicted model, not a curated record. Gene Ontology annotation, molecular function: chromatin DNA binding; RNA polymerase II cis-regulatory region sequence-specific DNA binding; protein binding. NCBI's taxonomy places the organism in Eukaryota, Fungi, Ascomycota, Pichiomycetes, Serinales, Debaryomycetaceae. The transcript has a single exon.